This is a messenger RNA of Vigna umbellata (rice bean), 555 nucleotides long. Lineage: Eukaryota; Viridiplantae; Streptophyta; Magnoliopsida; Fabales; Fabaceae. The record is from RefSeq and is a predicted model, not a curated record.
AUGGAAGAAACACAGCAAUCUCGGAAAAAACUCAUCAUAAAAAUCUAUUCUUCACGUCCUAAGAAUCGUGAAGGAGUGCGCGAAUUGAAGAAUAAAAAGGGAUAUUAUGCAGAAGCCAUAUGGAUUGAUGUGAAAAGUGCAUCAAAAUCUGGUGAAAGUAAUGAAAAUAUGAAGAGAAAGAAGAAGGAAAUGGUGCAGAAAGAGUGGAAGAAAGAAAAGGUAGAAAAUGCAAUGAUGAGAAUGGACAGUUGCAAGAAGAUGCAGUGUUGGACGAUGAUGAAGCGUUUGAUGGUGGGAAGACAUGCAUGGGUUUUAAAGAAGAAUGAGCAAAACAAAAAGGUAAUGAGUUUGAAGGAUAUUGAGUUAAAGCUAAAAAGGUUGGAGUAUUCAAAAGUUGAUGACUUUGCAUAUGACAUGAGGAAUGUCUUCUCUUAUCCAUUGGGGUAUCCUCCAAAGAGUGAGAUUCACAAAAUUGCAAGAGAGAUUACUCAUGAUUUUGAGUUAAAGUGGAAAACUAUGAAAAAGAAGUGGAUAUUAGAAAAACCAAAUUUGUAA